AUGGAUAUGAUCGCACAAGAAACAAAACAAGGCAACCUAAGGCGUCCCUUUUCAACGCCACCAAGUUAUCCAAGCCAUCUGUCACCUACAUCAAGGUUUGGCCCUCCUUUCCCGUUUCCGGGUCACAACUUGUCUCCUACACCUCAUGUCUCGCAGCAAUCUAGGACCGUUUCGACGGGGUCCUCUGCACCCUCCACUGCCACUCUAUCAUCUGGAGGCAGUCUACAAGAUGGUGCGCCGCAGCGGUCAAUGCAGCAGGACACACGGCGGCGUGUACCUCCAGAACGGUUCUUCCCUAAUUCUGGAGCUUCGUCCGCCGUAGAGGGCGCCGCUCGACAACAACGCACGUUGAUGUACCAUCAACAGCUGCUCUACGUGACAAAGCGGUUACAUCGCCUCGGGUUUGGAAAGGAUCCCUUCGGUCGAAGUCAAGAAGCGGGUGCUACUUCACUCGGAGCCGCGCAACCGCAACAAAGCGUCUUUCAGCAACCCCUCCACCAAUUGCAGCAACUUAACCCGCAACGCCAGGAUCGAUCAGUUCAUCCCUCAGGUCAAUCUGCAGAGCUAUGUGUCGACGAAAGUGGUAGUCAGACAGCAACGACAUCUCAAGGAAGCAAUAGUCCAGUAUCCCAGGCGUCCGCAAUGGUAACAUCUGAUCCAACGCAAGCACAGAGUCCACAUAUCCGUGGUUUCUUCAUGCACCAACCUGUCAGACGCUGUAGCAGCGUCUCUCAGAGUCCUACGGGAAUGCCCGCUCUAUCCGGGAUGUUCGGCGUGCAGACGCCGUCGCAAUAUGGCCGUGCGGUCCAAUCCGACGCCACCAUACGACAGCUUCUGCAGCGCCAGUCGAACCAACCGUACCCGACCUCGGGCACCCCUAUCCACCAACUGCACCAUCAACAUCAACGGUAUGUGCAACAGCAACACCAUCACCAGCAGGAACACCAGCGACGUUCCCAAACGCCCAUUCGUAAAGCUCCUCUCUCGCAGCAGUUAAGUGAAGGGAGCGGUAGCGUGAAGCCGGCAGCCGUGGGGCCGCGACGUUACUCAGCGCCGUCAUACACCACCGAAGUCGUAAUGAAAAAAGAGAGUGGUGAUCAAUUCUCAAACCAUGGUGGAGCCACAGCCCAACUCACUGAAAGCACCCAAGCUAUGGACUCGGCGGGAUCAGAGGGAUUGGAACCACUCUCUUACGUACAGAGGGACUCUUGCCUUGUCACCGGUGUGGUGAUAGGCGAUUGA
Messenger RNA from Strongylocentrotus purpuratus (purple sea urchin), 1242 nucleotides. RefSeq names its product atrophin-1-like. The record is from RefSeq and is a predicted model, not a curated record. Lineage: Eukaryota; Metazoa; Echinodermata; Echinoidea; Camarodonta; Strongylocentrotidae. The coding region runs from base 1 to 1242 and encodes 413 amino acids. The transcript has 3 exons.